AUGACGAACAACAGCCUGAGCAAGCUGCCUCCCGAGAUUCUCUCGGCGAUAAUUGAUUUGAUUGAAGACGAAUCUGGUUGGCGCGAAUAUCCAACCGAGAUCUUGGUCAACCUGCAACUAACUUGGAAGACCCUGGAACAAGCCUGUCACAAACGCUAUUUACUCUACUUUUAUGACUGGUAUAUCGAUCUGGAAAAGGAGAAAGGCUUGUCGAUAAUCAAGGCCGUACUCGCAAGCCCCGUUCAUAAGGCUGCUAUCGAGAAGAUAAACGAGGAGAACGAGGAGAAUGACGACGACGAGGAUGGUGAUGAAGGUGAUACAGGCUGA
This is a messenger RNA of Aureobasidium melanogenum CBS 110374, 327 nucleotides long. RefSeq lists its product as uncharacterized. The transcript has a single exon. NCBI's taxonomy places the organism in Eukaryota, Fungi, Ascomycota, Dothideomycetes, Dothideales, Saccotheciaceae. The record is from RefSeq and is a predicted model, not a curated record. Bases 1 to 327 code for a protein of 108 amino acids.